This is a messenger RNA of Adineta steineri, 444 nucleotides long. Lineage: Eukaryota; Metazoa; Rotifera; Eurotatoria; Adinetida; Adinetidae. The record is from the annotation of a GenBank genome assembly.
AUGUCAUUUAUCGACUGGAAAGAUAUAUUUGACGAUAUCUUUGAAGCAUAUCCAGACAAAUGGUCACUGAAUCAAAUGCAUAGAAAUAAUGUAAGCCAAUUACGAAAACUUCAAACUAAACGUACUAUGGAACGACAAGCAUAUGCACGUUUUCAUUGUCCAAAAUGUCAAAUUACAUCACGAUUCUAUGGACAACAAUGUAAAAAAUGUUCUCGCAAUGGAAAUUAUUUUGUUGAUCCAGAAUAUGAUACGGAUGAAAUUAAAUUCAUAUUAGAAAAACUAUAUGAAAGAAUUGGAUGGAAUUGUUAUGGUAAAAAACGGCCACCCAAAACGACAAAUACUAGUGACAAAGAAAUUGAUAUGAAAGGUCCACAUGAGAAAAGCUUGUGCGAAGCGUGUCAACUUGGUUGUUGUGAUCGAGCAUUAACAAUGAAAAAACGUUAA